AGACAUUUCUUAUCGCGCUGCUUUCUCGUCCUUUCAGCAUUGCGCGCCACUGUCAAUACAACCCACACAUAGCCACAUACCAUCUUCAUCGACAAUCCAAGAUGGCUAGCAUGGCUUCGGGUCCUACCCAUCCUUUCACCUGCAACACCUGUCAGGUCGCCUUCCGCUCCAGCGACCUGCAGCGCACUCACAUGCAAAGCGACUGGCACCGCUACAACCUCAAGAGAAGAGUCGCUUCGCUCCCUCCGCUUACCUCUGAAGUUUUCGCCGAAAAGGUCCUCGCCAACAAGGCCUCGGCCGCUGCCACCGCCGCUCGCGCCUCUUUCGAGAAGGUCUGCUCCGCUUGCCAGAAGACGUACUUCAGCGAAAAUGCCUACGCGAACCACCUCGGCAGUCAAAAGCACAGGCAGCAAAUCGCCCGUAUGCACAUGAGAGACGUCGACGAUGCCAGCUCCGUCAUGAGCUCCACCUUCUCUCUGGGAGAGCCGCUCGAAACCGCUUCAAACGUUGAGACUGCUUCUGUCGCUUCUGUCGCUACCGACCGCCCCGAAGAGCGCGACGCUGACCUUGCUCAAGUCACCGAUGGUGUUCAACAAGCCAACAUCACUGAUGCCGACAAGCUGUCCAGAACCCCAUCCAACACUACCGGUACUGAUGACAUGGUUGAAGUCCUACUCAACCAAUGUCUUUUCUGCAACACUAUCUAUGAAGACCUCAAUGAGAACAUCAACCACAUGGCCAAACAGCACGGCAUGUUCAUUCCUGAGAGAGAGUUCCUGGUCGAUCUGGAAGGUCUUUUGAGCUACCUUCACGAGAAGAUUCACGACGACCACCAGUGCUUAUACUGCGGUCAACUCAAGCACACAGCUACCGGUAUUCAGACACACAUGCGUGACAGAGGUCACUGCAUGAUUCCGUACAGCACCGAAGACGAGAUGCUCGAGAUUGGAGAGUUCUACGACUUCAGAAGCACCUACUCAGACGAGGAAGACGACGACAGCACCGAUGGCGCAGAUGACCAACAGGAGGGAGGCGUCAAGCUUGGCGCUGCUCGUGCCACCAAGGUUACCAUCGAGACUGAAGCGGGCGACGGAGAUGCAGAGAUGGCCGACGAGGACGACGAAGGAUGGGAGAGUGACGGAUCUCUGUCUUCGGUGCCGACUGAUGAGAUCACUUCCGUGCCCAUUGACGACCACUCGCACCGUUACAAGACUCUUGAUCGCCACAGACACCAUUCUCACAAUGAUCCUCGACCUCACAGAAACACCGACGGGUAUCACUCUCACGCUCACUCAACCCCUCACGCUGUUUACCACGACGACUACGAAUUGCAUCUGCCUACUGGACGUACCGCUGGUCAUCGUUCGCUUGCCAAGUAUUACCGCCAGAAUCUCCGCAACUACCCCACACCCGAGGAGAGAGCAGAGCAAAGAGCCAUCGAAGGCCGUCACGAUUCCGACGACGAAGAGGAGGCCAGAAGAUCAAGGCACGACCGUGGUCGUCAAAUCGUCUCUCGUGCAGAGGGCGGUCUUGGCAUGGUCGGUGUCAGCGAGGUUAAGAAGAAGGAAGUGCGUGCUGCCGAGAAAAGAGAGAAGAAGCGCGAACAAAGAGUGCGAGCCAACUACCAAUGGGGUAACGACAAGAGAGGAAACAACCAAAAGCAUUUCCGCGACCAUCUCUUGCAGUAGUCAUGUGCGCUUCCUACCGCAGACUCUGUCCGCUGGGUUGCUGCACGCUCUUUGGAGAGCGUUUGGUACAGGUAUAUCUUAUGAUUGUUACAUUUCUGGGUUUCAGCGGAUUGCAUCAGUGAUGGUCUUUUAAAUUUACGAAAAGGCAUAGAGCGUUAUGUUUUAUUACGAGGUUGACUUAGUGUCUCCUCGUAUAUCAAUGCGUUCCUUCUUCCAUG
Molecule: messenger RNA, 1906 nt
Organism: Aureobasidium pullulans EXF-150
Lineage: Eukaryota; Fungi; Ascomycota; Dothideomycetes; Dothideales; Saccotheciaceae
Exons: 3
Coding region: 102-1688 (528 amino acids)
Biological process (GO): ribosomal large subunit biogenesis
Cellular component (GO): preribosome, large subunit precursor
Molecular function (GO): nucleic acid binding; zinc ion binding
Source: RefSeq, a predicted model, not a curated record